Messenger RNA from Anopheles stephensi (Asian malaria mosquito), 1851 nucleotides. RefSeq lists its product as uncharacterized. The record is from RefSeq and is a predicted model, not a curated record. The transcript has 5 exons. The coding region runs from base 507 to 1466 and encodes 319 amino acids. Lineage: Eukaryota; Metazoa; Arthropoda; Insecta; Diptera; Culicidae.
CAUCCAUCCAGUGUAGCGUUUGCGUUCACAACAGUAGGUUCGCUUUGGAUCGCUCGGCCAGCCCGGCCAAACCUUUCCGCGGAAAGAAACUGGCAGCAAACGGUGUUGAAGUGAAGAUCGUGUGUAGCACAGGUCGGUGUUAGUGUUGCGUGCGUGUGUGUGUGUGUGUGUGGCGCGCUGUGGCGUGUCCUCGUCACCGGUCUUGGGACGGGGCGCAUCAUUUGCAGUGUCUGUGUGUGGUGUUGCAAAAUUAACCCAAGGGUACCCGCUUCCUAAGCAGAAGAAAAGUAUCCACAGAAAGUGUCUGUGUUUAAUUAAGUUUGACAUCAAAUAUCGAUUCAAAAUUGUUGAACCCAUCGCAACCGAUCACCGAUAAACCAGCAAGUUGGAAAAAGCAUCACCAAAGUUGGAGAAUCUAAACCGAACGCAGCUUUUCAAAACAGAUUUGGUCGUGAGGAUCGCGUGUGAAGACGGCAGACACUCAUAUCCCCGUCGGAGGCCCAAAGAUGGAAGUCCAAACGGCUCUGGUACUAACGAUUCAGCUGAUAGCGUUGUUUUCGAUAGCGGGUGCGUUGCUGCUGUAUCUGCUGUGUAAGGUGCGCGGAACAAGAGACGAUGCCAACGGAACGCAGAAAGGCUCGAUACUGAUCACCUGUGCGGACACCGCCCUAGGACUGCAGAUCUGCACAUUCUUCGCUAGCAAAGGACAUCGAGUGUUCGCCGGUAUGAAGGACCCGGUCGAAUCGCUACCUGCCAAGCUGUUGCGCGGCUGGAUGAAGAUGCGCGAAAACUCCGACACGCCAGUCAGUGGGUCGGUUGUGCCGAUGAAGAUUGACGUUACGCGGGAGGACGUGCUGCGCGAGGCGGCUGAAGCGAUGGGCGCUCAUCUGAAUGCGGGCGAACGGGGCAUACUGGCCGUAAUCAACACGGCCGGAUCGGUGUACCGUGGCCGCAUCGACUCACAGGACUCGCUGCAGUGGGAAAGCAUGUUCAAGAACAACGUCAUGGGAUGUCUUCGGACGGCGCGUGCCUUUAUCGGACUGUUGCGACCCACGCGGGGUCGACUGAUUCUGCUCGGGUCUGGCAAUGAUGACGAUGGGUUGACAGUGUUCAUGGCCACACGGAACGCUGUGCAGGGAUGUGCCGAUGCGCUGCGCAAAGAGCUGAAACCGUACGGUGUGAACGUUGUGACACUGGACUCGCGCGGUGUCCCAGCGGAGUCACUGUUCAAGGCACCGGUUCCAUACACCAUCUCGGAUGAGGAAGGUGUACCGACGCAGUACAGCGCGGAUGUGCUCACCAGCUCGGCACUGGGUGUGAUCGAGCGUGCCCUGUACGACACACGCCCCAGUGAGACCUACUGUCUUUCGGUGCCAAAUAGCAAGUUCCAGAUGAGGUUGCCCUGCCGGUCAUCGUUGAAGAUUUCCGCCAGCCGUGCGGACCCGAAACCCAUACAGAGCGUCUGAAGCGCCAGCUCUCCUCCCGGCCACACACACACACCAGAGGACGACGACAGAUUUCAGAACUUCUUUGUGCCUAUUCGUUUGUCUAAUUUUCGUUUUGCUAAGUUUUGCAGUACGAGCGUGCCGUGUAUCUCUUUUUCAGGCCGCGCUGUUCGUCGUUCCACACGACUGGAUCCUCGGUCGCUCGAUCAGGACAGCGGCGCAGGACGGCUUGCAGUUUUGGAAACGGUUUGCGUUUCUUCUGCGAACCGUGGACUAAUGCUAUAGGUUUUUUCCACCUUCCCCUAUUCCCUGUGUAAAGUUUGUUUAUUUUAAGCAAAUGAUAUGAUUGUUUUAGUGUAAAGUACAGAAAUAAAUAACAUACCUUAUUUCGUUCAUUGGUAAUGAA